Molecule: messenger RNA, 1836 nt
Organism: Gossypium raimondii (Peruvian cotton)
Lineage: Eukaryota; Viridiplantae; Streptophyta; Magnoliopsida; Malvales; Malvaceae
Product: alpha-1,3-mannosyl-glycoprotein 2-beta-N-acetylglucosaminyltransferase
Exons: 19
Coding region: 184-1518 (444 amino acids)
Cellular component (GO): Golgi apparatus
Molecular function (GO): alpha-1,3-mannosylglycoprotein 2-beta-N-acetylglucosaminyltransferase activity
Source: RefSeq, a predicted model, not a curated record
AACCCCCUAGUCAAGGAAAACACAGAUUUCUAAAUAAAAACAGAAAGGGCUUCCCAAGUCUAAUAUUUCUAUUCACUGCACACCUUCUUCUACAAUUCAAUAAAUGAAUUGAAGUUUGAAUUACAAUAAAAAAUCAGAUCGAAAUCUGAAAAUCUUCAUCUCAGACAGAGGAGAUUUAUAAAAAUGGCUAAGCUAAGCUGCGAUUUCCGGUACCUUCUCAUCCCCGCUGCAUUCGUAUUCAUAUACAUCCAGAUGCGGCUUUUCACCACGCAAUCUGAAUAUGCAGAUCGAAUGGCAGAAGCGGUCGAUGCAGAGCACCAUUGUACGAGUCAAAUGCGACUACUAAUUGAUCAAAUUAGUAUGCAACAAGAGCAAAUCGUGGCCCUGGAAGAGGGGAAGAAGCGAAAGGAUCAGGAGUGCGCACAAUUGAAGACUCUUGUUAAUGAUCUUGAAAAGAAAGCUCUUCAAAGAGUAAUUGACAAAACACAGGUACCUGUGGCAGCUGUAGUAAUCAUGGCGUGCAAUCGUGCUGAUUAUCUGGAAAGGACAGUUGCGUCUGUCUUAAAGUAUCAGAGCUCUGUUGCUUCGAAGUAUCCACUUUUUGUAUCUCAGGAUGGAUCAGAUCCAAGGGUUAAAACUAAGGCUUUGAGUUAUAAGGAGCUAACUUAUAUGCAGCACAUAGAUUAUGAUCCGGUGCAUACAGACCGGCCUGGGGAAUUGAUCGCAUACUACAAGAUUGCCCGUCACUACAAAUGGGCAUUGGAUGAGCUGUUCUACAAGCACAAUUUUGACCGAGUAAUCAUACUUGAAGAUGAUAUGGAAAUUGCCCCUGAUUUUUUUGAUUACUUUGAGGCAGCUGCUGCACUUCUCGACAAGGACAAGUCAAUUAUGGCUGUUUCCUCAUGGAAUGACAAUGGGCAAAAGCAGUUUGUGUAUGACCCAUAUGCACUUUAUCGCUCAGAUUUCUUUCCUGGUCUUGGCUGGAUGCUUACUAGAUCUGUAUGGAAUGAGCUAUCACCAAAAUGGCCAAAAGCUUACUGGGAUGACUGGUUGAGAUUAAAACAGAAUCACAAAGGUCGACAAUUCCUUCGUCCUGAAGUGUGCAGAACAUAUAAUUUCGGCGAGCAUGGUUCAAGCAUGGGGCAGUUUUUCGAAAAAUACCUUGCACCUAUUAAGAUGAAUGACGUCAAGGUGGACUGGAAGUCACAGGAUUUGAGCUACCUAACUGAGGACAAAUAUGCACAAUACUUUGCAGACAUUUUGAAAAUGGCAAAACCUAUCCCUGGAACAGAUCCUGCUCUUAUGGCAUCUAAUAUAGAAGGAGAUAUACGUAUUCAGUAUAGGGACCAAUCAGACUUUGAAUACAUUGCACAGCAAUUUGGAGUUUUUGAAGAAUGGAAGGACGGUGUACCAAGGACAGCGUAUAAAGGAGUAGUGGUUUUCAGAUACCACCCACCAAGACGUGUAUUUCUGGUUGGUCCUGACUCUCUACAGCAGCUUGGGAUUGAAAAUGCUUGAACUGAAAAGUGAUCCUGAUGAAGUAUUUCCAAAUGUUGGAUGGCAAAGAGGUUCCUGCCGACUAAAUAUUAAACAGUCCAAAGUUUCUCCCGUAGGGAAAUUGAUGUGAAUACAUUCGCACUUGCGCAAGCAUUCAAGAUUCUUACAUAUGGUAGGCGCAAAAAAGGGCCUUUGGUUUUUUGUAGGUUAAAUGUUUUGAUACGAUGAUUUUAUCUUAUAUUCAUCCAGGUAGAAGUAUGAUAAUAUCCCAAAAGGUUAUUUUCUGGUGAAACCUUUAAUUUGAAUAAAAGGAACAUUAAGAAUGAAUCAUAUUAUUUA